UUUAGCAUUAUAUACACGUAUUUAUACGCCACAGACGUGACUUUAACACCUAAAGAGGCACGGACAUAAAUAUUGCUUUCCACGAUUUACCCUCGGCCGGUAUAGAUGGUUUGCUGAGCGUAAAAAUUGUAUAAUCUUCUGGGUGUCCAGGAACAAAUGUAUAAGUGACCUAGACUUUUCCUUCAAGUAGGCUCCAUGAACAACCUGAAUGACCCUCCCAGAUGGAACAUCCAGCCAGACGACAGGGGAAGAGGGGCGGGGGCCGGUGAUGGCAACCAAUGGAACUACGCUCUGCUGGUCCCCAUGUUGGGACUGGCUGCGUUUCGCUGGAUCUGGACCAGGGAAUCUCAGAAGGAGAUCCAGAAUGUCAAAGCGCAGUACAACAAAGAUGUCUCCAAGAUAAAAAUCGAGAUGGAGGCACAGUAUCGUGAGACACUGACAGAGAGGCGCAGGGCCGUGGCUACGCUGGAGGUGGAGCUGGAGAAAGAGAGGCAGAGGGUGAAAGGCUAUAAGCAGGCUCUAGCCUCACAGAGCCAGCAGCUUAUGGAAGAACGGAAACAGUUACUGCAGGAGCGAGAUGCGUUGGACGAGGAGAAGAAAAGGUUGGUGAAGUCUGGAGCUGCAGGUGCUAUGCUGCAUCAGGCGUUGGAAAGAGAGAACAGCUGGUACCAGCGAGCCACAGCAACUCUAAAAGAGCUGGAAGGUCAGCUCGUGGAGCGCCAGUACGCCUACUGCUCCCUCGUCGUACCUCGAAAACAGCGGUGGGAGAUGGAGAGGAACAUGCUGCUUAAGGUCGUUAAAGAGCCCAUCGGGGCAGGACUGGAUCUUGAGUCUGACCUGAAGGAUAUCUUUGAGAAAGAUAGGCAUUGUGCAGACGUCCUGAACGUGGACAAGAAGAAGAAUGGAAGCCUCAUGUGGGUGUACCUCAAGUACUGGCAGUUGCAGAUCCUCACCCAGAAACACAAAAAAGCAGAGGAAGCCAUAUUAGGAAGAAAGAUCCAGUCUGACACACAGUGACAAAAAACAAGCGUAAGCUGUUUUUUGCGGAUCAGGAAUGGAAAAUGGUUUUGUUUUUCCACUGUGCAAUUAUCUUCACUUGAUAGGGAUGUUAUGCAAACACAAAUGGGUGAUCUCAAGAGAAUCAGGAUUUAUAAAAGAUGGAACAUUUUGAUCAUGCACCAUUAUCUUCAUUUUAGAAGCCCCAGUUAAGACGUAUUAGCUUUAAAUUAAGAGUGUGAAAACUUAGCACUAAGAUAAUUCAGGUGAAAUCCAUAUUGGAUGCACAACCGAUGCUAAAAAAAAUAUCUGUUUCAGUUGUGUGAUGAAUUAAUGUGAAUUGAGUGAUCGCCUGGGAUAUUUUUUUAUGUCUUCUUCUCAGAUAUGAAAUUGGGACUUUCAUGACCUGUUGUCCCAUAUGAUGAUAAGCCUUUCUGGAAAAGCACUGUUUCUCUUCAGGAAUUUACUAAAAUGUAAUAAUGAAGUUCAUAAGCCAAUCCAAAAUCAACACCUCCAUCGCAUUUGUCACAAAAAAGUCAUUUCAGUUGUUAAAUAUUAUGAAAUUUGUUUUGUAUAUAUGUUGACGGGAUUUUGUGGGAUUUUUUUUUUUUAUCAACGAUGCAGUUUCCUUCAUCUAUGACAAUCUCAUGUUUUGCCACUUUGAAACUAAACUAAGUAAAACCUACAGAAUAGUGUUAUUUUGUAUCUCGUCGCUGGUUCGCGAGAGCCUCAUAACUAUCAGGGAGACAGGACAUUACUGGAGGUGCAUGUGUACAAACUAGUGCUUGGUACUGUAACAUCUUUUAACAAAAAUAGCAACAUAAAAAUGGCUAUUUGAAUUCACACUCUAACCUGCGCCUGCAAGGAAAUCGCUAUAACUGUGGAAUUUUUAUUUUUACACUUGGGUCUCUUGUUGUCUGUUUUUGAUCUUGUCUCAGUGAAUAGGUAAGUCAUUGAUAACACUGUAAAUGUCACAGUGACACUGAUCAUCAUGUGUGUGUGAAAUCAUCUGAAUAAAUUUGUUUGAGAACCUCA
This is a messenger RNA of Mugil cephalus (flathead mullet), 2031 nucleotides long. RefSeq names its product coiled-coil domain-containing protein 127-like. The transcript has 4 exons. The record is from RefSeq and is a predicted model, not a curated record. Bases 196 to 1017 code for a protein of 273 amino acids. Lineage: Eukaryota; Metazoa; Chordata; Actinopteri; Mugiliformes; Mugilidae.